Messenger RNA from Diceros bicornis minor, 3549 nucleotides. It is a transcript of the gene LRRC70, whose product is annotated as leucine rich repeat containing 70. Bases 292 to 2187 code for a protein of 631 amino acids. Gene Ontology annotation, cellular component: extracellular matrix. Gene Ontology annotation, molecular function: protein binding. Lineage: Eukaryota; Metazoa; Chordata; Mammalia; Perissodactyla; Rhinocerotidae. The transcript is spliced from 2 exons. The record is from RefSeq and is a predicted model, not a curated record.
AUUUCCUUUAAACAAUACUUUUGAAACACAGAUAAAAUUACUUCCUGUCUCUGAGUUUCCUGUAUCCAUGGCAACCUCUGUUUUACACAUUGACUGUGGAGGAACCAAUGUGAAGAGUGGUGUUUCCUGAGCAAACUGUGACUUGAAAAAAAAAAAAAAAGGGUGGAGGUCAACAGUGCCACAGAAAGAAAUGGAGUUUAGACAUGUCGCUCUUCAGCUUUAGAAAGAAAACGUUUACUUGAAUCAGCUGACGGUUAAUAAUAUGAAUUUCCUGUUCUUGCCAAUUCUGAUAUGAACAGAAAAACCAAGAACAGGGCUAUGUGUGGAUUACGUUUUUCUCUGCCUUGCCUACGACUGUUUCUACUUGUUACCUGUUGUCUUGUAUUAUUAUUCCGUAAAGAGAUACUUGGAUGUUCGUCUGUUUGCCAGCUCUGCAGUGGGAGACAAGUUACCUGCCGUAACUUAGGCCUUUCAAGUAUUCCUAAGAAUUUUCCUGAAAGUACAGUUUUUCUGUAUCUGACUGGAAAUAAUAUAUCUCAUAUAAAUGAAAGUGAAUUAACAGGACUUCAUUCUCUUGUAGCAUUGUAUUUGGAUAAUUCUCGCAUUGUGUAUGUAUAUCCAAAAGCUUUUGUUCAGUUGAGGCAUCUAUAUUUUUUAUAUCUAAAUAAUAACUUUAUAAAACGCUUGGAUCCUGGAAUCUUUGAGGGACUUUCCAAUCUUCGUAAUUUAUAUUUACAGUCUAAUCAAGUAUCUUUUGUUCCAAGAGGAGUGUUUAAUGAUCUAGUUUCAGUUCAGUACUUAAAUCUACAAAGGAAUCGCCUCACUGUCCUCGGGAGUGGUACCUUUGUUGGUAUGAUUGCUCUUCGGAUACUUGAUUUAUCAAACAAUAAAAUUUUGAGGAUAUCAGACUCGGGCUUUCAACAUCUUGGAAACCUGGAUUGUUUGUAUCUAGAAGGUAAUAAUUUAACAAAAGUGCCUUCAAAUGCUUUUGAAGUACUUAAGAGUCUUAAAAGACUUUCUUUGUCUCAUAACCAUAUUGAAGCAAUACAGCCCUUUGCAUUUAAAGGACUUGUCAACUUGGAGUAUCUCAUCCUGAAAAAUUCAAGAAUUAAAAAUAUUACUAGGGACGGGUUUAGUGGAAUUAAUAAUCUUAAACAUUUGAUCUUAAGUCAUAAUAAUUUAGAAAAUUUAAAUUCUGAUACAUUUAGCUUGUUAAAGAAUUUACUUUACCUUAAGUUAGAUAGAAACAGAAUAAUCAGCAUUGAUGAUGAUACAUUUGAAAACAUGGGAGCAUCUUUGAAGAUUCUUAAUCUAUCAUUUAAUAAUCUUACAGACUUACACCCAAGGGUCCUUAAGCCAUUGUCUUCAUUGACUCAUCUUCAGGCGAAUUCUAAUCCUUGGGAAUGUAACUGCAAACUAUUGGGCCUUCGCGACUGGCUAGCAUCUUCAGCCAUUACUCUAAACAUCUAUUGUCAGAAUCCCCCAUCCAUGCGUGGCAGAGCAUUGCAUUAUAUUAAGUGGACUGACUUGACAAAUUGCAUUACUUCUUCAACAAAUGUAUCCAGAGCCUGGGCUAUAAAAUCUCUUCAUAUUCAUCACAAGACCACUGCGUUAAUGAUGGCCUGGCAUAAAGUAACCACAAAUGGGAAACAUUUGGAAAAUACUGAGAGCGUUACUUUCUGGGAACGAAUUCGUACUUCACCUGCCAGUAGAUUUUUUCAAGAGAAUACCUUUGGUAAUCCAUUAGAGACUACUGCAGUGUUACCUGUGCAAAUACAGCUUACUUCUUCUGUUGACUUGAACUUGGGAAAAAACAGUGCUCUACCGAUUGAUGCUGCUUCAGUAUCAGGGAAAACAUCUCUAAUUUGUGCACAAGAAGUUGAAAAGUUGAAUGAGGCUUUUGACAUUCUGCUAGCUUUUUUCAUUUUAGCUUGUGUUUUAAUCAUUUUUUUGAUCUACAAAGUUGUUCAAUUGAAACAAAAACUAAAGACACCAGAAAACUCAGGGGAAAAUAGACUUGAAUACUACAGCUUUUAUCAGUCAGCAAGGUAUAAUGUAACUACCUCAAUUUGUAAUACUUCCCCAAAUUCUCUAGAAAGCCCUGGUUUGGAACAGAUUCGACUUCAGAAACAGAUUGUUCCUGAAGGUGAGGCACAGGUCAUUCUCUUUGAGCAUUCUGCUUUAUAAUUCAACUAAAUAUUGGCUAUAAGAAAACCUCAGUGCCAUGGACAUGAAUAAAACUGAAGCCUCCUUAUAGAAUUAUAAACUUUAUUUGGAAAUAUAAUGAAUUAUAUGAGCUUAGCAUUAAUAAAUAUGUUUUUAAUAUUUUUUGAAUACUGUAUUCAUUCAGCAAAUAUUUUGUUUGAUAGGCACUGUAUUAAGUAAUAAUAAUAGCUGUCAUUUCUGUGUACUAGGCACUAUGCUAAAUACUUCACAUAUCACAUUUAAUCCUUAAAAAGCCUUGUAGGGUGGUACUGUCUACAUUUGAUAGGUAAGGAAGACUAGGCAGAGUGAUUUUAAGAAACUGUCCCAAAUUUUCACAGCUUGUGACACUUUUUAGGUCUGUCUGACUCCAGAGCCCAUGUUUUUAAUUUCAUGCUAUACUGCUGCCUAGGUGCUAGGGUUAUAAUUGUGAAUAACAUAAACAUGGUUCCUAUUCUCAGUAGAUCUUGAAAUCUAGAGGGGGAGACAUAUGGUUACUGUAGACUAUGGUAAGUACUGCACUUGGAGGUGCUGUUGGGUAUAACGUAUGUGGAGGUGAGAGAGAGCUUUAUGAGAAAAGCAACAUUGAAACUGAAUUGGGGGGCCAGCCCGGUGGCACAAGCGGUUAAGUGCGCGCGCACUGCUGUGGCGGCCCAGGGUUCACCAGUUCGGAUCCCGGGCGCACACCGACUCGCCACUUGUCGGGCCAUGCUGUGGCAGUAUCCCAUAUAAAGUGGAGGAAGAUGGGCAUGGAUGUUAGGCCAGGGCCAGUCUUCCUCAGCAAAAAAAGAGGAGGAUUGGCAGAUGUUAGCACAGGGCUGAUCUUCCUCACAAAAAAAAAAAAAGAAGAAAGAAACUAAAUCGUGAUGGAUAAAUAGAAAUUAGCCCAAUGAAGAGAGCUGAGUAAUAGAUAGAGGUAACAUCAUAUGAGAAGGGUUGAAGAAAGAGAAAGAAUGCUGCUUUUCAGGAACUGGAGUUGUGAGAUUUGUAGCUAGAGAGAGAUCAGAUGAUGAAAGAUAUUUCAUGUUUUCUGGCAGCAGGGAGCCAUGGAAGGAUUGUAAGUAAUGGAGUGACAUAAUAAAAUUUACCCUUUAGAAAGUACACUCUUUCUGGAGGAGCAACAAGAGUAGAGGCAGGAUUUGUUGGGUAGGAAUCUGAAUCACUAAUCCAGGGGAGAGAUGCUGGAGGCCUGGGCCAGGGUAGUGGCAGAGAGGAUGGACGGAUUCUAGAGCUACUUUGAAAGUAAGAGAAAUUGCCUUGGUGAUUGGCUGAAUGGUGGCAGGUGAGGGAGAAGUCAAAGAUGUUAGAUUUUGGCUUAGGCAGCUUUGUGCUGCAUACACUGAGCAA